Molecule: messenger RNA, 903 nt
Organism: Aspergillus oryzae RIB40
Lineage: Eukaryota; Fungi; Ascomycota; Eurotiomycetes; Eurotiales; Aspergillaceae
Product: Voldacs domain-containing protein
Exons: 2
Coding region: 1-903 (300 amino acids)
Biological process (GO): mRNA cis splicing, via spliceosome
Cellular component (GO): spliceosomal complex; cytosol
Source: RefSeq, a predicted model, not a curated record
AUGGAACCCCUCCAAACACCACCAGAAACCUCCUCCUUCGUCCUCCUCGCCGACCACCAGUCGCGCACGCCAUCCUCCUUCCACUCCGGCCCCGCAGUCCUCCACUACCACAGCAAGCACUGCAAGCUAUCCAUCCUCGAGCACGAGCUCCAAGCCAACCCAAUCCUAAACUCCCUCCGCAGCGCAGACGCGACACCCACCGCAAACGGAACAGAGAACCAAAACGGCUCCGACGCCGAGGGCAAGGAGAUCGUCAUUGAUGGCGUAGACGUCUGGGUGACUUCCGAUAAAUUCCUCCUCUACAACCCAACCCACCAAAAGGGCCUCUCAAUCCCCUACCCCAGCAUCUCCCUGCACGCGGUCCAGCGCCUCACGCUCCCAGACACCCAGUCCGAAGUGCAAGGCCUGUACAUGCAAAUCGCGGUUCCCGAACAACCCGGCGUCGCCCAAGAAGACGACUUCGAAGAAUGUAUCACGUUGACCGUUGUCCCACCACCCGAGUCCCAGCAGCAGCAGCAAUCCGAGGAGGAUAAUAAGCCCGACGAGACGCCCACGCAGGCGCUGUAUAAUGCCGUCUCGGCGUGUUCGAAUCUGCACCCGGAUCCCAUGAGCGACGAUGAGGAUGAGGAGGGUGGUUCGGGGUUGUUGUCGUCUGGGCUUGUGGAGAUGGGGAGUGGAGAUGGGGGUUUGCCGCCGCCGGUGGAUGGCAGUUCGGGGUGGAUUACGGCGGAUAAUAUGCAUGAGUUUUUUGAUGAGGAGGGGAAUUGGAUUGGGGGUGGGGAGGAGCCGACUUUGUCUCUUGGGCCUGGGGCGGGGACUGUGAGGGCUCGUGAGGGGGAGGAUGGGGAUGGGGAUAGGGAAAUGCAGGAGGAUGAGGAGACGAAGUGGAGGAGGACGGAUUAG